GAAAUCCGCAGCAAGGUAUUUUAAAAGGAUUAGAAAGAUGAAGAUGAAUAAAACGGCGAGGUUUCAGGAGGUGUUGAAAUGAUUUAUUAGGUACAUCAAGUAAGUCUAGUUCGACAGGAUUACAUGAUUGUCGAGACCCAGGAUGCCAGCAGGUGCAGUGAAAUCUAAGUCUUAAGUCUGAAGCUACAGAGUGUACAGGAUGCGAAGGUAUAUUCAGGUACCAAGAACUGAACCUGAACAAGUCUACAGGUUUAACACUGGGUGGGAACCAAGACCAUUGCUGUCAUGUGUCUCUUGAGAUUUUCCCACAGUUUUUCCUCCUCUGUUUCAUCCAAUAUAUUGAACAACCAGCAUGUAAUGAUUCCCUUGCAAUGCUAUAGAGUAUGUGGCUGCUGUGGUGCAUUGCGCCCAAGAUACAAACGCCUGGUGGAUAACAUUUUCCCUGAAGAUCCAAAAGAUGGUCUUGUGAAGGCUGACAUGGAGAAGUUGACGUUUUAUGCAGUUUCAGCACCAGACAAAUUGGAUCGAAUAGGAAAGUAUCUUGCAGAAAGGCUCAGUCGGGAUGUUAUCAGGCAUAGAUACGGGUAUGUUUUCAUUGCAAUGGAGGCAUUGGACCAGUUGUUGAUGGCUUGUCAUUCCCAAAGCAUUAAUCUGUUUGUUGAAAGCUUUCUUCAAAUGGUAGCCAAGCUACUGGAGUCGGGAGAGCCUGAACUACAAAUUCUUGGCUCCAAUUCGUUUGUCAAGUUUGCAAACAUCGAGGAAGACACUGCUUCAUACCAUCGACGCUAUGAUUUUUUUGUGUCUCGAUUCAGCGCAAUGUGCCAUUCCUAUCAUGAUGAUCUGGAUACCAGGACUAAGAUCAGGAUUGCAGGCAUAAAAGGCAUUCAAGGUGUCGUACGGAAAACGGUGAAUGAUGAGCUCCAAACUAUAAUCUGGGAGCCUCAACACAUGGAUAAGAUUGUUCCUUCACUACUUUUCAACAUGCAAACAACAGAGGAACUUGACAGCAGAAGCAACCAUCCAUCAAUAUCACGAGCUGCUGAUAAAGAUGAGAACCCUGCGACUCUAGCAGAGAGUUGCUUCCGUGAAUUGCUGAGUCGAGCUGCCUAUGGUAACAUGAACAAUGCCAUCAGACCUGUACUAGUGCAUUUAGACAACCAUCACUUGUGGGACCCAAAUGCAUUUGCUGUUUCCUGCUUUAAAAUUACAAUGUAUUCCAUACAGGCUCAGCAUUCUCAUCAUGUGAUUCAGCAAAUUCUUCGACACCUGGACACUCACAACAAGGAUUCUCCAAGGGUCCGAGCUGGCAUUGUGCAAGUCCUUUUAGAGACUGUUACUAUAGCAGCAAAAGGUUCUGUUGGUCCAACUGUUUUAGAGGUGUUUAACACAUUGCUGAAACACUUGCGCCUCAGUGUUGAUUUUGAGUUGUCAAAUCAGGAUGCAUCUACUGGUGUUUUAUCAACAAGCAAUGAUGAGAAAGUAGUUCAGGAUGCAAUUAUCCAAACGAUUGGCUCUUUUGGAAGCAAUCUUCCAGAUUAUCAAAGAUCUGAAAUAAUUAUGUUUAUUAUGGGAAAGGUACCCACCUUUGAUACUGGAGCCCUGGAGUCGAGCUACUCUGGGGACCGUGGAACAAGAACAAUCCAGGUCAAACUACUACAAUCAUUACUUAUGGUAACUUCAGGAUACAAGGCCAAAAGUAUAGCAGCUGCACUUCCUUCUCCAUUUUUAGAGCCAAUAUUAUCAGUUUCUUUAAUGGAAGACAGUGAGCUGAGAUUACUUGUCCUGUGUAUUCUACAUAGUCUUAUUGAUCGUCAUGAGAACAAAGCAAAGUUCAAAGAAAUGAGAAUCAUCCCAGAUGUUUCAGCAUUGAAGAUAAAAAGAGACAAGAGCUCAAAGCAAGACAUAAGUUUCAUGAAAAAACAAGGACAGCUGUUAUACAGGCACAUUUACGUGGGAUGCAAAGAAGAUGAUAAUGGACAGAAAAACUUUGAAUCCUUAUUCAUCAUUCUCGUACUUAUUACAAUAGAACUGGCCAAUGACGAAGUGAUUGUAGACCUGAUUCGUCUUGCACUAGCUAUUCAGGAUUUGGCAGUGACUAAUGAAGAUAACUUGCCCACGCAUAACCGUUGUGCCAUUCUAUCUCUUGUGGCUGCAUAUUUGAACUUCCUAAGUCAGAUGAUUGCAGUACCAGCUUUCUGUCAGCAUGUAAAUAAGGUGAUUGAAAUACGAAGCAAAGAAGCACCUUAUCUUCUGCCUGAAAACCUCUCCAGAGAAAAAUUGCCCAAGUUCUUAGAGAUACAAGACAAAAGCUGUCUUUUCUUGCAAAACAGGAUUGCAGAUGCACUUGCUGGCAGUGGCUACAGUGUGGACAGGCUUUCUGUACCUUAUGUGCCCCAACAAACAGAUGAAGAUAGACUGUCCAGAAGAAAAAGCAUUGUUGACACAGUGUCAAUCCAAGUUGACAUCCGUGAUGUUCCACAGGACAAGGUAAAGAUGGUUGAAGAAAUCACCUUUGAAACAUUAAAGAAAGCUAUCGAUAGUCAAAAUCUUGAAGAACAAGAAAGAGAGAAGCGACGUCAAAUAAUUGAGAAGUUUCAGAAAGCACCAUUUGAGGAGAUUGCAGCUCAGUGUGAAUCCAAGUCAAACUUCCUUCAUGACAGGCUUGCAGAGAUAUUUGAAUUGACAAUAAGCAGACCGCCUCCAAGUCCAUCGGGAUCUAUGAGUGUGACAGCCGGCCACGUUCAGUAUCAUUCCAUCCCAGUCUACGAAAUGAAGUUUCCAGACCUUUGUGUUUAUUAGUUGCUGCUUCUGUUUGGAUGCCUCCAUUGAUUUAUAUCUUGUGAAAUAUUUUCACAGAAUCUCUCAAUAAAUUAGGUGAGCAAUCAGUUAUUUAUUAGGGCUUGCUGGCCUGGUGAUCAUUGUGAUGUGCUCUAUUAUGUCUAAAUGUACAAGUAUCAGGUUAUAGUGUAAGUGUGUAUUUAAAAUCUUGCUAUUUUCUUGAGCAAAAUACUUUGUUUUACCCUGCAAGAGGUCCACAUUCAGAACUGUAAAAGUGUCACUAGCACAAUUAAGCAUGACUUUUAUAUUAAAAUUCAGACUUCAUCAAAAAAUUGUGGUAACUGUUUUUCAUAAUUUCUCAUAUUUGUUAACAAGAACUUUUAAAUGAAUUUCUGUUACUUUUGUUUAGCAGCAUUCCAAACUUCUAAAGAUGUAACAAAACGUUUACUUGUUAACAAUUUUCAGUUCUAAUGUAUUCUCCAAACCAUGCACAUUGAGUGUUGUGGAUUAAUUUUAUUCACAUUUGGUACCUAGAAUUCCAUUUAGAAGGUUAGCAUUCAAUAUAUAGGUAAAAUGAAAUUGAUAGUAUCAACUUGUAUACCAGCUAGAGAUUUUGUUUUACCAAGUAGCAGAGUACUGCAAAGAGUAACGAACAAAUCUGCUAGGGAACUAUUUACAAUGUACAUAUGAAAGUUAAUUGCAGAUUUCAGCUGAUUACUUUUUAAAAUAAACUGAACUUUUCGGAUAUUAGAUAUACAGGAUUACAAUAUCUCUGACUGAAGUAAUAUCCAAUAAUCCUACUUAACAACUUUUCUGUUGCUGUUCCUUUCAACUACACCUGCAAAAUAUCAAAAUUAUGGUUAGUUUAUGCAUUUUAAUAAUUGACCAUUAAUGGAUAUUGUAUAAACCGGGGGAUCCAAACUGCUUAAUGCUCUCCACUACAUUGUGUUUUUUCCUCUGCAUCCCUCCACAGUGAGUUAAAGCUAUAUUUUGUUUAGCAAGUAAAACAACUUGAGUCAAUGUGCCAUUAAAAAUGAAAGUAGUACAAAAUACAGUCUGAAUCAAUUCACCCUGCUUGGCGGUUGUGCGCAUUUACAUCAGAUCUGUGUUUGUCUCUGAACAAAAAGUAGCUGCAAUUAGUUUACAUUUGUAUGGAGAAUGCUUUUUUUUGCAUUAACAUUUCAUAAUGCAUAUUUUUAAAUGGCAAAUUCUCUGUGCUCCAUCCCUUUUAUUUUUAUUGUACCUGGAGUUUGAAAACCUAGAGCAUAAGCUGCAGAUCCAGCUUAUUAACCAAAAAUAUGGUACAAAUUUGUCAAUGCAUAAUCUCUUAAUAAGAAUCUGGACUUGGCUGUUUUUUUAUAUAUCAUUUUGAAACCCAACAUUUUUAAUUUGUUUCAGUGCUUUUAAGUAAUUCUGGAGGGUGUGACAUGAAAUGUUUAAACUGGCCCAGUGCAUAGAUAAAGCUGAGAUGCUGAGGUUAAAAGUAUGUAUGUAAUACAUAAUUUUUUUUUGUAUUAGCUUAAAUACUUAAGAUGUGUAAAUGCAGAUUUACAAGGAAUACUCGAUAAAUCAAUUGCUAGUUUUUUUUUGGAGCUUUUGUGAAAACUCACCGAUCAGCCACAUUUAAAAUAUCAAUUUUUGGGAGUGGCAGGGUUAUGUUAUUUUAUAGCAGUGUUGAAAUUCAUUCCUUUGCUAUUCCAAUGAAGUUAUUACAAUUAAACUUGGUGCUUUUUGUCUUGUUUAAUUUUGGUUACAUUUGCUUUCAAUUUGAAACUCCAUAUACUUUUAAAAAUAAUAGGCAAAUUGCUGCCUGUUUUUGGUCUUCUAUAUUUAAAAUUCUGGUAACUGUACAAUGUGAAAAAAGGCUGCAUUGGACAAUUCUCUCGAUUGGUAAUUUUUUUUUUAUUAACCAAAUAAAUGGCAAACCUAAAAUGUUUCAAUGCUGAAACUGGACUUGAUUGAUACUGUGAGCAAUAGUAAUUUUAUAUUGGUUGAAGUCACAUACUUGCAUUAAAUGAAUGUUGUGACUUCUAGCAUUUUUGAAAAUACCAUUUGUUCUUGAGUAAGUUGUUUUUAAUGGUAUCAGUGGAUUAUUAGUGAAUUUAUGACAUAUGACCAGAGGUGAUUCUGUUUAUAAAAGCUUAUGGACAAUAUUUCUUAAAAUUUAGACUGCUUUCAUGCAUGUGCUGAAACCAAGAUCAUGUGUGAUGAUGUAUUGUGUAAUCCUAGUCACGUGUUAUGUCUUCAGAUAUGUUCAUUUUAAAGCAUAGACAUCUAUGAAUUCAAACUUUAUCAACCUUCAGAAAUGUUAUAAACUUAAUGGGAUGUAAAAUGUUGCACAAUUAAAACAAUGAAACAAAUA
Messenger RNA from Hypanus sabinus (Atlantic stingray), 5140 nucleotides. RefSeq names its product protein EFR3 homolog A-like. The transcript is spliced from 26 exons. The coding region runs from base 286 to 2799 and encodes 837 amino acids. Gene Ontology annotation, cellular component: plasma membrane. Lineage: Eukaryota; Metazoa; Chordata; Chondrichthyes; Myliobatiformes; Dasyatidae. Gene Ontology annotation, biological process: protein localization to plasma membrane. The record is from RefSeq and is a predicted model, not a curated record.